AAAUACUACAAUAAACUGACACUCCAAGCUAUCUACAAAUUGAGGAAUAUAUCUGGCUAUGCUUUGUCCAAGAUUUUGUAUAAAUGUAAAUGAAAUUAUCUUUUGCCUAAAUGUCAAAUUUUUAUUUGAUCAUUCUGUCGCCCUAAGUUUGACUGAGUACUGGGUAUCUGAUAGUCGACGAUACUAUCGCGGUGUCUCUUGUUUUUGUUUAUGAUCAACAUUUGGACAGUUGAACGAAGUAAUUUGUCAAUGUCACGCAUUUCCAUUUUGCUGCUAUUGGGAGUUUUCCAGACUGUCUGGAAGUCAGUAGCGCCAUGUCCUGCCUCAAGAGCGUUCUGCAGCUGCUGCAAGUGCUGACAACGCUUUCGGGUUGCAACAUUUACAAAUACAUCGAAGGCAGGCGGGUAUUCAAAGUGAACCCGAAGAUUAAUUUGCUUGUGGGGGCGGUGCACAGAUUCUGGCUAAGGCCAUAUCUGCUGACGACCUUCCUGAUGCACCUCAUAUUCUGGCUGGCGGAGUUUCGCAAGGGACUGACGGAUCUAACGCCUGGGAGUGAGAGGUCACUUCAGCUCACUUACGAAAUAGGACUGACAGUCGCCAAAUAUCGAAAUGUUUUCAUCAGCACAGGAAUUGCCUAUCACUACAGGCAUCAUCAAAAGCUAAUGCGACGGGUUCUGAACGAAUUCAUAAGGAUCUAUUAUAGCUACGAGAGAAUUUGCGGUAAAGUGCCGAAAAUUAACUGGCUUCUAUUUGGCAUCCAAGCCUAUAGGGCAUUUGUCGCUUCGAUGGCGCCGAUUGUUGGAAACCAAAAAAUGGGUUUGGGCAUCAGCCCAAAUGUUGACAUAUUACUGGGACUGUCUGCAGUAAUCUUUGUGUGCAUUCAGCCCCUGCUAUUGUCACUGGUGGCCUACUUGGGCAUCAUGCUACUCUAUGCCUGCUACGACAUCCAAGUGCCUCACAAUCGAAGGAAAUCAUUCCAGCUCUUCGUCUUCUACAGACAGCUCAUCAGACUUCGCCACGCAUUCGACUGCUUGGUCAGGUCCUUUGUGUGGACGGCUUUAGCGCACAGCUUUUUCAUCUUCAUAGCCAACUUCCACUUGAUCCUGUACGAUCAGCAAUCAGCCAUAGAUUUUGGCGAGAGUCUGCUCAGCUCGUUCAUAUGUCCGGUAGCCCUGCUCCACAUAAAUGUGACCAUUAGCUCCAUCGAGAAAACAUUCGGUCAAUUUAGAGCGAGCUUUAAACCGCAGCGACAGACACAAAUGAUGUGGCUCUACAUGCACGUGAUGAGAGCGACUGUGGAUAAAAGUGGCUUUAAUGCCUUUCGCCUGGAUAGGGGACACAUUUUAGAAAUGCUAAGAUUGGGAUGGUCCUUCGCCAUGUUCACAAACGCCAUGUUGCUCAACAGCACCGCUAGGCUUAAGCAUUUCAAGACUGUGAACUAUAAAAAAUUGUUGUAAUCUACUAAGUUAAUUCUUAGCAAGCUAAAU
Molecule: messenger RNA, 1487 nt
Organism: Drosophila melanogaster (fruit fly)
Lineage: Eukaryota; Metazoa; Arthropoda; Insecta; Diptera; Drosophilidae
Gene: Grl36b
Product: gustatory receptor-like 36b
Exons: 3
Coding region: 315-1457 (380 amino acids)
Source: RefSeq, marked reviewed